UGGCCAUUCACUCUCCACACAUACAUUUUGUACACAUUUAUAUUUGCUCUCUAUAUACUUCCUUCGUCCCAGUAUAUUUGUCUAUUUUGACUUUUUUGAGUCAAACUGGUUAAAAUGUAUUUUUAACAUAAAAUGACUUUAUUGAGUUUAUCGUAAUGAGAACUUACAAAAUUGUGUUUCAUUAUGCUAAUAUGCAAUACAAGUUAGGAGCAAGUGAAUUAAGAAAAAAAAUUCUCUUCUCCAUGAAGUCGCCGGAGAUGAACAGUGCCGCCGCCGGAAAAGCGUCGUCGAAGGGGAUGAAGGCGAUCUCGACGAGCCGGGGGAUCGGAGGCGUGCUCAGAGAACAAAGGGCGCGGCUGUAUAUCAUUAGGAGAUGUGUGGUCAUGCUUCUAUGCUGGCACGAUUGAUUUCUGGAAACCAAACCGCCUAAACCGGUCGCGCUAAACCGGGUCGAGCCGGGGGCGAGGGAUUCGCCUUUUUUGUACUCCGUAUUUGUUUGUACAGAAGAAUUAUAGAGAAGGAAAGAAAUAUAGAGAGCGGAGGAACAUUUUCUUCUGUUAAUUUUGUAUCUGGUAGCAGAAUUUAAUAGAGAAGAGGUGGUUGAUUCAAGAUUGGGUUUAUACCUUUAUAACGUUCACCGCACUUCUUUUGACAUAAAUGCUGCGAUAAUAUUUUCAUAUCGAGUAAACUUAGGCCCCGUUU
Cuscuta campestris is the source of this 702-nucleotide messenger RNA. NCBI's taxonomy places the organism in Eukaryota, Viridiplantae, Streptophyta, Magnoliopsida, Solanales, Convolvulaceae. The record is from the annotation of a GenBank genome assembly.